CUCGAUUGCUACACCAGAACAUGUACAUGGCAAUCUACGCCUAGUAUGGCCCAAUUCGUCCCUCGCCGUUCAUUUGGCGUCCCUUCAUCAGUUCCAAAGUCCUAUUUCCUAGGCCAUCACCAAGCCGCCGUCAGUAAAUUGAAGACGGUUCUCUCAAGGAUAUCUCUCGUCAUUGAGUGCCGGGACUUUCGACUUCCUCUAUCAACUCACAAUCCCAUCCUUGAAAAAGCCGUUGCCGGCUGUCCAAAACUCAUCGUAUAUACGAAACAUGAUCUAGGUAGCGACAGUCCCGGCGUACGGCAAUUGCUGCAGAGGCUCCAUGGGCGACGAGCCAUGUUUUGGGACAAGAACCGUGCCUCAAGCACAGCCUCACUACUGAAACGACUCAAGGAGACUGCUUACGAAGUAGACUCAAUAACAGGGCUGUGCGCGCUGAUAGUGGGCAUGCCCAAUGUGGGUAAGAGUACGUUGCUGAACGCCCUUAGAAGCACUGGGACAACAGGGAGGACGACCAAAGUAGCCAAGACAGGUGACCAAGCAGGCGUAACCCGUAAGAUCGGAACAAGUGUUCGCGUUAUUGAACCGGAAGAGAGAGGAGGUGUCGGCGCUGGUGUAUAUGUGCUCGAUUCACCAGGAGUCUUUGUCCCGUACGUCGAAGACGGAGAGACCAUGAUCAAAAUCUCUCUCGUACAGGGUAUUAAGAAAGGUCUCAUAGCAGAUGAGAUAUUGGCAGACUACCUGCUUUACAAGAUGAAUCUUUGGGAUCCCCACCUCUACCAUCGAUACUGCAGUCCAACAAACGAUAUUCACGAGUUCCUGCUUGCCGUGGCGAAGCGGGAUGGCAAGCUGAAGGCCGGUGGCGUCCCGGAUAUGGGAGAAUCUGCUGCCAGGGUGUUGUCCGAGUGGCGGAAGGGUAAACUAGGCAAAUAUGUGUUGGAUGAUCUCUCUGAUGAAGCCCUUCAACGUCAUGAGUUGAUGGCAUCCAGUCCCCCAGUAAGCCUGAACCAAGGGAAAAAAGCAUGGAAAGAGCAGAGGAAAGAAACCAGCGCAUAAGAAGCCAGAUCUAGGAAUUCAUGACCAUAUACGUUGAACGGCGUUUUGACUACCUAUUGUUUAUAUCACAUGAGUUCGCUGCAAAGGGAAACCGUGGUGCAUGGCAUAGCAUGGCAAAUAAGUAUAAGAUAGAUCCUAUGUAUUGUUUGUACAUCGCAAGUCAUGAGAGCCUCUCCCAACAUGUAGAACAACGGGUAAGGGGGGGAAGAAGAAGAAAACUAGCCUAGCUAGCUAAUAGCGGGCUGUGAUGAAUCCCUUCCAUCAUUAUAGCGUAAAAAAAAACAAAUGAGACCUUAAAUAAGACAUGUUAUAAAC
Messenger RNA from Trichoderma harzianum CBS 226.95, 1368 nucleotides. RefSeq lists its product as hypothetical. The record is from RefSeq and is a predicted model, not a curated record. Gene Ontology annotation, cellular component: mitochondrion. The transcript has a single exon. The coding region runs from base 46 to 1053 and encodes 335 amino acids. NCBI's taxonomy places the organism in Eukaryota, Fungi, Ascomycota, Sordariomycetes, Hypocreales, Hypocreaceae. Gene Ontology annotation, molecular function: GTPase activity; GTP binding.